Messenger RNA from Ostertagia ostertagi, 573 nucleotides. NCBI's taxonomy places the organism in Eukaryota, Metazoa, Nematoda, Chromadorea, Rhabditida, Trichostrongylidae. The record is from the annotation of a GenBank genome assembly.
AUGAGGAUUAUUAUACUCACUCUACUUGUGGCCGCAUGCGUGAGCGCUGACUUGUUCGACCUCAAAAAAUCGCUUGUGGUUGGCAGUCUCAAAGGGCUCAUCAAGCACGAAGUGAACAAAAAAAUAAAAAAGACUAUAAGUCGCAUCAAGGAGGUCAUCGAUAGCAAAAUGAAUGAUUUCCGCAAAAAAUUGAGCGGAUACAGAGAAAAGAUACUGCAGUCGCUUCACCUGUCGAAGGAGCAAAGAAAUGAGCUUGUAGAAAGACUGAAGAUGUUGAAAAGAAAAACUAUUGACAAAGUUCUACCGACAGGAGACACAAUUGAGGAGAUCAACGAAAUGAGCAAUAUUUCAGACUCACUAUUCCAGGGAGAUAUGGUCCUUACGGAGUCCGUGCGCAAGGUUCAAAGUGUGUUCAAGAAAGCUGCACACCAAUGGAUGUCUGAUACAUGUAUAAACUUCAUACCUACCAAAUUCGCAGAAGACAGUAUCCGAGUGUUUGCGGACAUGGAUGUUGGUCCUACGUUGGUAGACUUGGUGGUGCGCAAGACCUCUCCCUGGGUGAAGGCUGUGAAA